This is a messenger RNA of Propithecus coquereli (Coquerel's sifaka), 973 nucleotides long. It is a transcript of the gene METTL27, whose product is annotated as Williams Beuren syndrome chromosome region 27. Gene Ontology annotation, molecular function: S-adenosylmethionine-dependent methyltransferase activity. NCBI's taxonomy places the organism in Eukaryota, Metazoa, Chordata, Mammalia, Primates, Indriidae. The record is from RefSeq and is a predicted model, not a curated record.
UCACAGCCUCCUCCGCGGGGCGAAGGGGGACGGGAGAUUGAGGCGGGCCCCGGGACCGGGCGACCUGUCCCCACGGGAGGAUGGCUCAGGAGGAGGGUGGCAGACUGGAGGAGGUGCAGGCACGGGUCGCGGCCUCGCACGGCAUCACAGACCUGGCCCACAAGCUCCACUUCUAUGACCACUGGGCCCCGGACUAUGACCAGGAUGUGGCCACCCUACAGUACCAGGCCCCUCGCCUGGCAGUGGACUGUCUGACCCAAGCCCUUCCAGGCCCACCCCACACUGCCCUGAUCCUGGACGUGGCCUGUGGCACUGGCCUGGCGGCUGCCGAGCUGCAGGCUCGGGGCUUCUUGCAGCUGCAUGGGGUGGAUGGGAACCCAGCGAUGCUGGGACAGGCCCAGGCCCGUGGCCUCUACCAGCACCUCAGCCUCUGCACCUUGGGCCAGGAGCCUCUGCCCAGCCCCGAAGGGACCUUUGACGCAGUGCCGAUGGUAGGUGCCCUCAGUGAUGGCCAGGUGCCCUGCAGCGCGAUACCUGAGCUCCUGCGAGUCACCAAGCCAGGUGGGCUGGUGUGUCUGACCACCAGGACCAACCCAUCCAACCUUCCAUACAAGGAGGCACUGGAGGCCACCCUGGACAGGCUGGAGCAGGCCGGGGCGUGGGAAUGGCUGGUGCCCUGGCCGUGGACCGCUGGGAGCUGGCCACCUCUGAGCUCGAGGUGGUGCCCGGCACCUCUGCCAAGGACGGCUUCAUCUCCGGCAUCGUCCACCUGUACCGAAAGCAGCAGGAGACCCAAGUUGAGGGAUGAGGCCCAGUCAGCAGCCCCCAGCUGGCCUCUGACCCUCCGUGUGACCUUAGCCAGGCCUAUCUGCUGGGCUCCCGAGGCUCUGGCUGCAAAAUGGGGCCACCGUGCCAACCCUGGCCCUUGGGAACACUCUGCCUAUUAAAUGAGCUCCCAGAAGGGACAGAAGGC